CAACCUGCACCGUGACGUCUGAACCGGAAGCCGCAACUUCCGGUCACCACUCCCACAUAUACGUCACGUCGGAUUGACCAAACCCGGAAGUGAAGAUGGCGACCGCCUACGAGAGGUUCAACCUGCAUGCAACACCUGAGAAGUUCUACAUUGAGGCUUGUGAUGAUGGAGCUAAUGACGUGUUGGUUAUUGAUAGGGUGUCCACCGAGAUGACCCUUGCAGGUAUUAAGGACAUCCCCCCAUCAGGCGUAACCAGGCCCAUUUGUGGAAUCAUGGGAACUGUUCGCCUUGUGGCUGGGAUGUACCUCAUAGUCAUCACUCGGAAGAGGAAAGUGGGCGACCUGUUUGGCCACACUGUAUGGAAAGCGGUGGAGUUUGAUGUGAUUUCUUAUAAGAAGACCAUUUUGCACCUCACAGACAUUCAGAUGCAAGACAACAAGUCAUUUCUGACUAUGAUUAGCAGUGUACUCAAUACAGACGGUUUCUACUUCUGCACGGACUAUGACCUGACCCACACCCAACAGCGCCUGUCCAACACCAGCCCGGACUUCCAGGAGAUGAGCCUGUUAGAGAGGGCAGACCAGAGGUUCGUGUGGAAUGGAAACCUUUUAAGAGAAAUCGUCUCACAGCCUGAGCUGCAUAAAUUUGCAUUUCCUGUCAUCCAUGGAUUUAUUGUGAUGAAGCCAUGCUGCAUCAAUGGGAAGGUGUUUCAGUGGAUCCUCAUCUCUAGACGGAGCUGUUUUAGAGCAGGGGUCCGAUAUUAUGUCAGAGGCAUUGACUCUGAAGGACAUGCUGCUAACUUCGUUGAGACAGAACAGAUAGUCCAGUACAAUAAUGGCAGGGCGUCCUUUGUGCAGACUCGAGGCUCCAUGCCCUUUUUUUGGUCUCAAAGACCCAACCUGAGGUACAAGCCCAAGCCACAGAUAAGCACCGAAACCAAUCAUAUGGAUGGAUUCAGGAGGCAUUUUGAAUCACAGGUUCUCAUUUAUGGCAAACAAGUGAUUCUAAAUUUGGUGAAUCAGAAAGGAUCUGAGCUGCCCCUUGAACAGGCCUUCGCCAAAAUGGUCAACGGCAUGGAAAACGGACUCAUCAAGUACAUAGCCUUUGACUUUCACAAAGAGUGCAGUAAGAUGAGAUGGCAUCGCCUCCAGAUUCUCGUUGAUGCAGUUUCUGAUAUGCAAGAAGAGUUUGGGUACUUUAUGGUGAGCUCAGACGGGAAGGUGUCGUCCGAGCAGUCUGGAACCUUCCGCAGUAACUGUAUGGACUGCCUGGACCGCACCAACGUCAUUCAGAGCCUGCUGGCCAGACGCUCCCUUCAGAGCCAGCUACAGAGGAUGGGUGUCCUCCAUGUAGGCCAGAGGAUUGACGAACAGGCUGAUUUUGAGAAGAUUUAUAAGAACGCGUGGGCAGACAAUGCCAAUGCCUGUGCUAAACAGUAUGCAGGAACAGGAGCCCUGAAAACUGACUUCACCAGAACCGGGAAGAGGACUCAUUGGGGCUUGGUAAUGGACGGCUGGAACUCAAUGAUCCGUUAUUACAAGAACAAUUUCUCAGACGGGUUCAGACAAGACUCCAUCGAUCUCUUCCUUGGAAACUAUACAGUGGAUGAAACUGAUGGCUUGACGCCUCUGCACGCGCAGAAGGACUGGAAGUUCCUCUUGCUUCCUGUUAUUAUGGUGGUGGCUUUCUCCAUGUGCAUCAUCUGUCUCCUAAUGGCUGGUGACACUUGGACAGAGACCCUGGCAUACGUGUUAUUCUGGGGAAUGGCCAGUGCUCUUACGGCCGCUGUCAUCGUGGUCAAUGGACGAGAGUUUGUUGACGCACCGAAACUGGUCCAAAAAGAGAAGAUGGAUUGAAUACACAGACCUCAUUCUUUCUGCUCUCUUGUUUCCUCUUCAUUUUCCUCCAAAAGUUUUUAUUAACCUGCUCUCCACACUGUCCUUAAACUUCUUCAGCAGAGCAAGUAUCCCUGUUUCCUGCUCCUAUAAAAAAACUGUAUUACCAGCCUGUAUUACCUUAUAAUUUCACAACACUUACUGUCGCACUACAAAUUUCCAUUGAAUCAUUGGACAUGGUGUCCAAAUUUCCUUACUAGUUUAGUUUCAUCAGUUCAAAAUUGCUCAUGGGUUGCACAAGAUCUCCAGCCUGUAAGUGCAUUGUGAACAUAGCAUCUUAUUUCAAAGCUGUUGUGUUGUUACUUUUUGGAGAUCAAUCUAAAUUGACUCGUUGUGAAAUUCGAGUUCUUGUUUUGGCUCUAGAGUUUCUGCUUUAUGAUAUUGUACACCAGACCUGUGCCCAUUGGCCCAGUCUAUGGGUUGAUAGACCAAUGAAGGUCUAUUCUGAUUAGAUUGCUAUGCAAGUGAAUGUUACAUGAUGCAUCAGUGGCUCAUCAAUUGGUUAUUACCAUUUCUGUCCUCUCAUAUCUGUCCCGAAAUCAGCCUUAUGCAUUGGUUAUUUUUAGUUGUUCUUUGCAGUGGCAGUUUGGGUUUUAAUGUGGUUUCCUUUUGUUCUGCCAGCAUGUUUAUGGUUUUGUGUCCCUCAUAAAUGAUCAAAUUAGACAGCUGUGGGGCCACACUAGGGGGAGAGAGAAGUAUUAAGCACUUUCUUUAUGAGUUUACAGAAAAAAAUGUGAACAGCACUUUCCUGUAUGACUUCUUUAUGUCUCUUCGUGGACCAAUGAACACUAACAGAUAUGACA
This is a messenger RNA of Rhinichthys klamathensis goyatoka, 2698 nucleotides long. RefSeq names its product SAC1 like phosphatidylinositide phosphatase a (gene sacm1la). Gene Ontology annotation, biological process: phosphatidylinositol dephosphorylation. The coding region runs from base 96 to 1856 and encodes 586 amino acids. Gene Ontology annotation, cellular component: endoplasmic reticulum. The record is from RefSeq and is a predicted model, not a curated record. Lineage: Eukaryota; Metazoa; Chordata; Actinopteri; Cypriniformes; Leuciscidae. Gene Ontology annotation, molecular function: phosphatidylinositol-4-phosphate phosphatase activity. The transcript has 20 exons.